Suncus etruscus (white-toothed pygmy shrew) is the source of this 3636-nucleotide messenger RNA. RefSeq names its product multimerin 1 (gene MMRN1). Lineage: Eukaryota; Metazoa; Chordata; Mammalia; Eulipotyphla; Soricidae. The coding region runs from base 1 to 3636 and encodes 1211 amino acids. The transcript is spliced from 8 exons. The record is from RefSeq and is a predicted model, not a curated record. Gene Ontology annotation, molecular function: protein binding; extracellular matrix constituent conferring elasticity.
AUGAAGGAGGCAAAGUUAUUUGUUUUGCUAUCUAGUUUAUGGAGUGGAGCUGUGGGACUUACCAAUACUACGCUUACAAGAACUUCUACAACUAAAGAGAAAAAUUUCCAGAAGAACAUGACCUCAACUUCUUAUGCCCUAAAUCAAGCACAGAGUCUCCAAAGGAUGCCAACCACUCCAAUCAUGACACUUGAGACAACUCCUAAGACAAGAUCUUCUGAAAACAGUCUUCUAACAUCAACAUUACUUCCCUCAGAGAUUGAAGAACUUCCUGAGAUGAGGAGAAUCCAAGCCCCUACCAAGGAGAAAACAGAAGAGGUGUUAAAGAUGCAGACUCUUGCACCUCUGAGCAAAUCUAGCAUCCAGUUCAAACCCAAAUCCAGAGAAGAGUCAUUUGUCCUUUCUAAUUCUACAUUGAAAUUCCUUCAGAGUUUUGCCAAAAACUCAAAUCAACAGGCAAUCCCACUCAGCUCAACUGGAAGUCUGGAACAUCGAGCCACACGGGAUAUGUACCUCAGUAGAGGUGACAAUCCUAGAAGCCAAAGAACCAACUCUCAAAAAUCAAGUUUUGAAACAACUAGAGGAAAGAACUGGUGUGCUUAUGUACAUACUAGAUUAUCUCCCACAGUGAUACUGGACCACCAAGCCACUUACAUCCCAAGUGGGAUAAGACCCUGUGGAUCCUGUUCUCAAAGAUCUCUGAAGUUAUCAAAUCCUGUCUAUAAGAUGCAACAUAAAAUCGUUACCUCAUUGGAAUGGAAGUGUUGUCCUGGAUUCAGUGGCACAAACUGUCAGAUAAAAGCCCAGGAACGCCGUCAGCUGUUACACAGUGCCCAGGCGGAGAGUGACGCAGCCACUGGCCAAGGGACAGCAGAACAGAAGCAGAGGCGGGAAGACUGCGAUGAGCCAGCAGUGACCAAAAAAAUCACUGACCAGAUGAACCAACAAGCAAUAAAACUGUCCCUUGUGCAGAAGAAGAUUGACAAUAUUUCCUUGGCAGUGAAUGAUGUAAAGAAAGCACACUCCUCCCUAGAAGAAAAAAUCAAUGAAGAUUAUGGAAAGGAGUUCCAAUAUUUUUUAAAAGGUCUAAAAUCCAAAAGCAUUAAUGAUAUGGUCAAAGACAUAGUAAGAGAACAAUUUAAAGACAUUCAAAAUGAUAUGCAAGAGACUGUAGCACAGCUCUUCAAGACUGUAUCCCGUCUCUCAGAAGAACUUGAAAGCACCAGGCAAACAAUUCGACAAGUAAAUGAAUCCGUGGUUUCAAUAGCAGUUCCGCAAAAGACUCUGAUACUUCAAGAAAAUAAAUCAACUUUGGUCUCUGCACAAUCCUUUAAAAAACACAUUGAGAAUAUCAGACAAGAAAUGAAUAUUACAUGUGAGAAGCCUAUUAAAGAACUAGAGGCCAAGCAGGCUCAUUUAGAAGGUGCAGUUGAACAGGAACGCUUAUGGCGCAUUCUGUAUUUUGAGUCAUUGAAUAAGACACUGUCUGAAAUGAAGAAAGAGCAUGAUCAUCUUUUAUCAACUGAACAAGUGUUAGAUCAGAUGAGUAUUUCUCAGGCUAAAUCAGUUGGCAAUACUGUCACUGGGGACUUAUCUGCACUACAUGAAAAUAUAAAGAGACAGGGUUUAAAGAUGUUACAAAUAUUUGAUGAUUUGCAGGUCCAAGACAGCAAGAUUAACAACCUCACCAUCUCUUUAAAAAUGAAGAAAGAAACUGCUAGGAGUGAAUGUGAAAAUAUAUUAUCCAAGUACAGAAGUGAUUUUAAAAUGCAAAUUAAGGACACAGAAGAGAAUUUACAAGUGCUAAACCAAACUCUGGUUGAGGUUCUCUUUCCCAUGGACAAGAAGAUAGAUGACAUGAAUGAGCAAAUAAAUGAUUUGAUUUAUGAUAUGGAGAUUCUUCAACCAUUUCUUGAGCAGGGAGCAUCACUUAAACAAAGAACAACAUAUGGACAAUCAAAGGAAGAUGUAGUUACAAGGAAAAGGGUGGAAAAUUUGACUGGUGCUGUGAACACUCUAAAUUUUCUUAUCAAAGAACUCACAAAGAAACACAACUCACUUAGAAAUGAAAUGCAGAGUCGUGGUGAUUCCUUAGAAAGACGUAUCAAUGAAUCUGCCUUAGAAAUGGAAGAUGGUUUAAAUAAAACAAUGAUCAUUAUAAAUGAUGCCAUUGAUUUCAUUCAAGAUAACUACAUGUUAAAAGAGACUUCAAGUACAAUAAAACUUAAUCCUGAGAUUCAUUAUAAAUGUAACCAAAAUAUGGAAACUAUUUUAGCAUUUAUUUCUCAAUUCCAGCGUUUGAAUGAUUCUAUUCAAAUUUUGAUCAAUGAUAAUCAGCGAUACAACUUUGUUUUGCAAGUUGCCAAGGCCCUUGCAGAUAUUCCUAAAGAAGAAAAAAUAAAACAGUUCAGUUUUCAAAAGAUUUAUCAAAUGUUCAAUGAAACCACUUCAGAAAUCAUGAAAUAUCAGCAAAAUGUGAGUCAUUUACAUGAAAUGAUACUCUCAGCCACAAAUAAUUCAAAGAGUUUUGAAAAUAGAUUACAAGAUAUUGAGUCUAAAGUGACUAAGAUGCUUAUACCUUAUUAUGUUUCACUUAAAAAAGGCAGUGAAGCUACAAAAGAAAGAGACCAGGCUCUUCAACUCCAGGUACUAGGUUCCAGAUUUAAGACACUAGAAGCAAAAUCCAUUUAUCUUUCAAUUAAUCUCUCUUUGCUUAAUAAAACUCUCCAUGAAGCAUUAACUAUGUGUCGUAAUGCUUCUACAAGUAUAUCAGAAUUGAAUGUUACCAUACCUAAGUGGAUAAAAGGCUCUCUACCAGAUAUUCAACUUUUUCAGAAAGAUCUGAGGAAAUUUGUGGAAUCAAUAAUUGAAAUCAAAACCCAAGUUGUUCUGUCUAAUUUAACUUGGUAUGUGAAUCAAUCAUUGUAUAGCAAUCUUGCAAAUGCUGUCAAGUUCCAAAAGCAAAACAAACUGUUAAUGAAGAAACCCAGUCCUCUUAAGAAACCCACGGUGAAUCUUACUACCAUAAUAGGCCGAAAUCAAAGAAACACAGAUGACAUUGUGAUGGAAGAGAACUCAGACUGUACUAGGUCCCCAUGCCAGAAUGGAGGCACAUGUAUAAAUGGUAGAACCAGCCUUAUCUGUGCUUGUCGACACCCUUUUACUGGUAACUACUGCACAGUCAAGUCGGUGGAAGAAAAUGCAUUAGCUCCAGAUUUUUCCAAAGGAUCAUACAGAUAUGCACCCAUGGUAGCCUUUUUUGCAUCUCAUACAUAUGGAAUGACUACACCUGGUCCUAUCCUGUUUAAUAAUUUGGAUGUCAAUUAUGGAGCAUCGUAUACUCCAAGAACUGGAAAAUUUAGAGUUCCUUACCUUGGGGUAUAUGUUUUUAAGUAUACCAUUGAGUCAUUUAGUGCUCAUGUCUCUGGCUACUUAGUGGUUGAUGGAGUAGACAAGCUUACAUUUGAAUCUGAAAAUAUUAAUAGUGAUACACAUUGUGAUAGGGUUUUGACUGGGGAUGCCUUGUUAGAAUUAAACUAUGGCCAGGAAGUAUGGUUACGACUUGUAAAAGGAACAAUUCCAGCCAAAUUUCCCCCUGUUACUACAUUUAGCGGUUAUUUGUUAUAUCGUACAUAA